This is a messenger RNA of Ictalurus furcatus (blue catfish), 3581 nucleotides long. RefSeq names its product NRDE-2, necessary for RNA interference, domain containing (gene nrde2). NCBI's taxonomy places the organism in Eukaryota, Metazoa, Chordata, Actinopteri, Siluriformes, Ictaluridae. Gene Ontology annotation, biological process: regulatory ncRNA-mediated post-transcriptional gene silencing; negative regulation of RNA catabolic process; RNA processing. The record is from RefSeq and is a predicted model, not a curated record. The transcript has 14 exons. Gene Ontology annotation, cellular component: catalytic step 2 spliceosome. The coding region runs from base 91 to 3441 and encodes 1116 amino acids. Gene Ontology annotation, molecular function: protein binding.
UCAGCUUCUGACGUCAUAUGUGUGCGACAGUAAUGGUUCGCAGAUUAGCUAGCAGGGUUAAACCAGGGUUUAACCAGGGUUAGCUGCAGUAUGGCGCUAUUUCCUGCAUUUGGAGGAGUGUCAGAUGCUGAUAACGCUGAAAAAACAGAUCUAGAAUGGCUCCGUAAUCGCAGUUUCAUUAGUGGGGGUGCUUUGUCUCUACACCAACACACCACCGAUAGACACACGGAGGAGUCACCCACUCCACGCCACACACACACCAGUGAGCAGAAAUCUGAUGAAGAUGACACCAGAUCAAAGAAGAGGAGAAAAAAAGAGAAGAAGAAGAGGAAGAAGCAGAAGAAGUGCAGCAGAGAUGGUUCAGAGAAAAGCGACUCGGACACUGUUUACCCCAGUGACCUUCUGAACCAAGAACUGGAACCAUCACAGAGACAGGAGGACUUGGUUAAUGUGGCUGGAGUUUUGUGGCUUGAUGAUCUUCAGUGUCCCAGUGAGAAGCUGUUCUACCUGGACAGGAAGUCCGACCCUGCGAACUGGGAGUACAAAUCUCUGUACAGAGCUCACAUCACCAGGUAUAAGAGGAAGGGCAGGUCUGCUCUCGGAUUGGACAGCAGGACUCAGGGCGUGUGUUGGGAAGACUCCGCCCCGGACAGGAAGCGUAAAGAAAAGAGAGACGAGCGUUAUUUCUCUCCCUCCAGCCGCCGCCUUCUCAACUCUGAAGCUCCACCCACUCUUUCAAACCCUCCCACUGAUUCCACCAUAUCCUCUGAUGCUGCUUCAUUUAUCCCCCUCCCCCCCUGUAAGGAGGAGUCUGACUCCGCCCCCCAAAUUGGCACCAGUGCUGAUCCGCUCCAAGUGUAUGACCUUGCAACCUCUCAGUGGCUGGAGGGCAAAGGUCAGCCUGAGGUCAAAGGUCAGGUGCAGCCGCCUUCAUCAAACAUGUUAACGGCACGAGUAGAGGAGUUUAACAGGAAACUGAGGGAAAACCCCACUGACGUAAACAUGUGGCUGGAGUUCAUACAGUUUCAGGACGAGGUGGGCGCCUCCCUCUCGGGGCAGGGGGUGGAGUCUGAGCGUGCUCUCUGGGACAGGAAGUUGAGUGUGGUGGAGCGGGCGCUGCAGUUGAACCCUGGCAGUGUGGAGCUGAAGCUGCACAGACUCAGGCUGGGCAGGGGAUUGUGGGAUAGCACAACACAGCUGAAGGAGUGGAAGAAGGUGGUGUUCAUCCACCCAAACAGUGCCCCCCUGUGGAGGAGCUACAUCCUGUUCACACAGAGCCAGUUCAGCUCCUUCUCUGUUCCCAUGGUGACCAGCGUAUAUAGAAAGUGUCUGAGCACGCUCAGUGCGGUGCAGGACGGACAGCUGACGUCUCACCCAGCGCUGCCGGGGACAGAAUACCACCUGCUCGACCUAUUUGUGCGUCAGUGCCACUUCCUGCGUCAGGCAGGUCACUCAGAGAAAGCUGUGUGUCUUUUCCAGGCUCUGAUUGAGUUUACCUUCUUCAAACCCGACAACGUCAGAGACCUAACCACUAAACAGCAGGUGGAGUUCUUUGAGACAUUCUGGGACAGUGGAGAGCCGAGGGUGGGGGAGGGUGGGGCUAGAGGGUGGAAAACCUGGAUGAAGCAGCAGGAGAGAGGAGGAUGGAUACAAACACCUGAUACAGAGGAGGAGGAUGAAGGUGAUGAUGAAGAUGAGAUUAAAGAUAAAACCCAGCCGAGGUGGAGAAUCUGGCUCGACGUGGAGUCUUGGCGGGAAGCCAACCACUGGUUACCAUGGAGACCGGACAAAGCUAAGGGCCAAUCAGAGGAGGAGUGUGAGGAUCCAGACAGACAGGUGUUGUUUGAUGAUAUUGGACUGUCUCUUAUCCGAGUCGAGUUGCCGGAACUGCGUCUGCGUCUCUUGCUCUCUUUCCUUCAUAUACUGGGUGUGCCCAUUGGCUCCGCCUCUUCAUCAAGCCUUAUUUGGGAUGACCCCACCCUAUUGGAUGACUCUGCGCUGUUGGACGAGACUCUUGACAACGAAAGACCUUUGACCUCCCAUGACAUCCCACUGACUGGAGUUAGUGCUGUGGGUCACAUGACCUCUCAGUGUGACUCUAGGAAGAAGAGGGCGGGGCUUUGUAAACAGGGGGAGGAGUUUGUUAGGAAUGUUCUGGAACAGACCCUCCCACUGUUUCCACCUCAGGACCGAACAGAAGUCACCCUCUGCUGGAUGCAAUAUGAAAAACUCAAGGUGCUGCAGUGUGUGCGUAGUGGCAGUAAGAAGUGUAUUAGGGUGCAGGGGAAGCGCAGUAAGCGUUUAUUGAAGCGUUUACUGAAGCAACAGGAGAAUCGCAGCUCUCUGUCGCUGUGGCGUGAGUACGGCCAUGUCGAGUGGUUAUUAGGAAACAUUGAGGAAGCACGCAGGGUUUUUGACUCCGCCCUCACGUUGGGCAGAGCCUCGGGUCUACAUGACUCCGCCCUCUGCAACCUCUGUCUGCUUUAUGCACAAUUAGAAAUGGAACUCCUGUGCCCGGGCGGGGCUGAAAGUGAAAAGGCCACACCCACUUCUCCCACUUCCUCUCGGGCAGUGUACAUCCUGACCAAAUUAGCAGAAGGCGCCACAUACAAGCCUUUCACAGGAGAAAUCAGCGCCGUAACCAUACUGAAGGCACGCAAAGCAUACGAACAUGCCGUAUCAGAGGGUGUGGCAUGUGAGAAAGCCUAUGCUCUGAUUGGCUGUUUUGGACUGUUCCAGUAUUUGACGCUGGGGGUGGAUGCAGCCGAUGCGGUGUUCACUCAGGCCAGAGGGAACCUGAUGUGCACUCAGCAGCGCGAGGCCGUGUGUGUCCUGCAUGUGGCGCUGUUACAUCAUCACUCCAGUGUCAGGGUGUUUCCUCUGCGGCGUCUGAGGUCAGCGCUGAGAGACGCGCUCACACUGCUGCCCCACAGCGCCCCUCUGUGGAGGCUCCACCUACAGGCCGACAUCCGCCACUACAAUGCUGCCAACACCCGCCGGUUCCUACACGCCAUCACCAAGGGCAACCACAGCAUCCUGCCUCGACUGUUUACCUUAACAACCGAACAGCAGAGGAAGAAACGGAUAGACGCUGUGCUGAGGUCGGGUCUCCCAGCUGAGUCUCUCCCUGUGUUCCCGGAAACCGGCCUUUACAACCGCAUCCGUGCACUGUUUGAGGUUGCCGUGGCGACGGAGUGUGGUGCUCACUGCCCUCUGCUGUGGAGACGCUACAUCAACUUUAUGGUGUGUAAUGGGGAUGUAGAGAGAGGAAGAGGAAUCUUCUACAGAGCCCUACAGCAUGUCCCCUGGGUGAAAGUGCUGUACACAGACGCUGUGAGCUUGUUCCCUGAUCGUGUGCAGGAAGUUUUGGAUCUGCUGAUGGAGAAAGAGCUGAGACUCCGAACCCCGAUGGAGGAGCUGGACAUCCUGCUGGAGGACUAAAGCACUAAAGACCUUCCCACAAUGCACUGCUUCUCCACACCACAGACCGUGUUUAUUCAUCAGAUUAUUUAUUUUUUUAAUUUUGGAACAAGAACAUUAGGAAUAAUUUUGUAAUAAUAAUAAAUGUUAAAUGACUGUUA